Molecule: messenger RNA, 1840 nt
Organism: Anolis carolinensis (green anole)
Lineage: Eukaryota; Metazoa; Chordata; Lepidosauria; Squamata; Anolidae
Gene: coq6
Product: coenzyme Q6, monooxygenase
Exons: 12
Coding region: 28-1458 (476 amino acids)
Biological process (GO): ubiquinone biosynthetic process
Cellular component (GO): mitochondrion
Molecular function (GO): 2-octaprenyl-6-methoxyphenol hydroxylase activity; oxidoreductase activity, acting on paired donors, with incorporation or reduction of molecular oxygen, NAD(P)H as one donor, and incorporation of one atom of oxygen; FAD binding
Source: RefSeq, a predicted model, not a curated record
UUUCCGGUCACGGGCAUUACUUCCAAAAUGGCGGCGGGCGCAGGGGCCUUCUCGUGUCUGGGCCUUGGGCCUGGGUGUAGGAAGCGUCUGGGACUCCACGUCGGGUCUGCGUUGCGGCGGGGCUCCGCGAGGAGGUCUAGCGGGUCGACGGAGGUGUACGACGUGGUGGUGUCCGGGGGCGGCAUGGUUGGGACCGCCAUGGUUGCCGCUUUGGGGCAUGACAUCCAUCUCCGUGAUAAGAAAAUUCUUCUCCUUGAAGCACGUCCAAGGAAAGCAUCUGACCAGUUACCAAAGAGUUACAGUAAUCGAGUCAGUGCUAUCACACCUGGCUCUGUCACAUUUCUCAGUAGCUUUGGUGCUUGGGAAGAUAUCAGCAGUAUGAGAAUCAAACCCUUUCGGCGGAUGCAGGUAUGGGAUGCUUGCUCUGAAGCCAUGAUCAUCUUUGAUAACAAUAACAUGGAAGACAUGGGUUAUAUAGUAGAAAAUAAUGUCAUCUUGUCUGCUCUAACCAAACAGUUGGAUGCGAUAUCAGACCGAGUGGAAGUUCUCUACAAGAGCAGAGCGGUGGGGUACACCCGGCCCACUCAUUAUCAGACCUCUGACUCAAGCCCUUGGGUUCAAAUUGAUUUAGCAGAUGGACGCAGACUUCAGACCAAACUGCUGAUUGGUGCAGAUGGACAGAAUUCUAUGGUCAGGAGAACAGCUGGUAUUAAAAAUAUCCAGUAUCGGUAUGAUCAGUCAGCUGUAGUUGCUACUCUUCACUUGUCUGAGUCAACAGACAACAAUGUAGCAUGGCAGAGAUUUCUUCCAUCUGGACCAAUUGCGCUCCUCCCGCUUUCUGACACUGUCAGCUCUUUGGUUUGGUCCACGUCACAUGAACAUGCAAUUCAGCUGCAGAAUAUGGAUGAGGAAAGUUUUGUGGACUCGAUAAAUUCUGCUUUUUGGAGCAACGCAAAUCACUCGGAUUUUGUUGAUACUGCUGGAUCCAUGUUCCGUUCUGCUAUUUCCCUCCUGAUGCCUUCAGGGACUGCAGCCCGUCAGCUGCCCCCGAGUGUUGCAAAAGUGGAUCCCAAGAGCCGAGCCGUGUUCCCUCUGGGAUUGGGGCAUGCAACUGAAUAUGUCCAACACCGUGUGGCUCUUAUUGGGGAUGCUGCUCACAGAGUACAUCCUCUUGCAGGUCAAGGUGUAAAUAUGGGCUUUGGUGAUAUUGCUUGUUUGACACAUCAUCUCAGUAGUGCAGCAUUCGAUGGAAAAGAUCUGGGCUCUUUAAAGCACUUACUAAAGUAUGAAGCAGAAAGACAGAAGUACAACCUAUCUCUCCUGGCUGCAACUGACCUGUUAAAGAGACUGUACUCGACAAGUAUCACUCCUUUUGUGCUGCUAAGGACAUGGGGAUUACAAGCAACUAAUGCUAUACCUCCUGUUAAAGAACAAAUCAUGGCAUUUGCCAGUAAGUGAUCACCUUCGAAAUAAGAAAGCUAGUGGUUUUUGUAGACUAUCCUGAGACUUUUAACAUUUGACUGAAGCUGUUUAAAAUGGAAAAAGGAAAAACAAAGCAGGAAGCACAAAUCUUGACUUAUUCUGAAUGAAAUCCUUACUUCUUUGAGACUGGCAGAAAAACGUCUCCUGGAAUGCCAAAGAUUGCCUGAUCUUGCCCAGUAUUGGACAUUAGGAACUCUGUAGGCUGGCCAUUAAAAUCCUAGAUAAAGCAAGUGGAAAGACAGUAAUGUAGUGCCACUUUUUGUUUGCUGGUAUUCCUUAUUCAGUUGACGGUGUAGUUCUGUCAGCAGAAGGAUUUAAUUUAAUUCUACCCAAAUAAACUCUACAGCUUUAUACAGUA